Messenger RNA from Acaulospora colombiana, 504 nucleotides. The record is from the annotation of a GenBank genome assembly. NCBI's taxonomy places the organism in Eukaryota, Fungi, Glomeromycota, Glomeromycetes, Diversisporales, Acaulosporaceae.
AUGGGACUGCUCACCAUUAUUCGAAAAAAUCGCAGAAAAGAGAGGCAGAUGAGAAUUCUAUUCUUGGGACUAGAUAAUGCCGGGAAAACGACCAUAUUGAAGAAGCUUAACAAUGAGGAUGUAUACUCGGUCAGCCCUACGCUGGGCUUCAACAUCAAGACGUUCGUUCAUGGCAAAAACUACUUUGAGCAAACAGAUGCGCUGGUGUGGGUCGUAGACUCGAGUGAUAGGAUGAGGAUGGGCGACUGUAAGAAAGAGUUGCACGACUUGCUACAGGAAGAGAGACUUUCCGGCGCCUCUCUUUUGGUCUUUGCAAACAAACACGAUAUUCAAGGCUCCUUGACGGAAGGAGAGAUAAGAGAUGCACUAGAUCUGCGUUCCAUCAAGACUCAUAAUUGGAAGAUAUGUUCGUGUAGCGCGAUUACCGGAGAGAAUCUAUUCGUAGGCUUAGAUUGGGCGGUGACAGAUGUAGCUGGAAGGUUGUACUAUAGCACAGUCGCUUAA